AUGCUGCCGCUCGCUGUCUCCCUCCGCCGCCUAGCCGGCCGCUCGGCCGCAAUGGCCAUGCGUCGCGCCGUGCCGACGGCUUCUCGCUCUUCAGUCCGCGUGUUCGCGGCCGUGCCGGGCCAUGCUUCCACGGCCUGGUACUCUUCGGCCCCUUUGGACUUUGGCACAGACGGAGCUGCUGUCGUGGAGCUGGAGGACGGCGAAGACGUCGUACUGGAACCGCUGCAGGGCUUCGUGGACCAGAAGCCCAUUGCUGACUUCGAUCUAUCGCAAGAGACACAGCGCAAUCUGGAGCGCGCCGGCGUGACGCACCUGUUCCCAGUACAGACGCAGUCGUUUGAUGUGAUGAUGAAGGGCUCAGACAUCAUGGGCCGCUCCAAAACUGGGUCGGGCAAGACGCUUGCCUUCGCGCUGCCAACCAUCGAGACCAUUUUGGCCAACCGCAAGAACACGCGCAACCCGCAGGCACUGGUGCUGCUGCCCACGCGCGAGUUGGCGCAGCAGGUGCACGACCAGGUGCAGCGCGUGGCCCCACAGCUGCGCACUAUUAACGUCGUGGGCGGCGUGUCCUACACAGUGCAGGAGAACCAACUGCGUCGCGGUGUGGACAUCCUCGUCGGUACGCCCGGCCGUAUCAUGGACCUGGUGGACAAGGGAUCGCUGUCUCUCGAAGACGUUGAUGUGUCCGUCCUGGACGAGGCCGACAUGAUGCUUAAGUUCGGCUUCCAGGAGGCCGUGGAGACCAUUCUGGGCUGGGUUCCCGACGGUGGCCAGACUCUCGUGAACAUUGAUCUUGUGGGCGACAAUGACAACCACGUGCCGGCCACUGUGGCCCACAAGGCCAUUCUCGCGCCCUCGCGCGACCGUAUCCAGGUGCUCGAAAACGUGCUGCGUCUGCACGCGCACGACGGCCAGACACUGGUGUUCACAGAAACGAAGCAGGAAGCGGACGAGAUUGCCAACUCGCUGCCUGGCCAGGACGCGCGUGCGCUGCACGGCGAUCUGUCGCAGGGUAUGCGUACGUCUACCAUGAACGGCUUCCGCAACGGCCACGUCAAGACGCUGGUGUGCACGGACAUUGCCGCGCGUGGCCUGGACAUUGCCAACGUGGAGCUCGUAGUGCAGUACCGUCUUCCCAGUGACAAGGAGAGCUUUGUGCACCGUGCUGGACGUACCGGCCGUGCCGGCCGCUCGGGCACCAACAUCGUCUUCUUCGAUCGCAACGACACCAGCGACGUGCUGGACUUUGAGCGCCGCUACAAGUUUAAGUUCGCGCACGCGGCUCCUCCUCGUCCCGAGCAGAUGAUGACUGGCGCUCUGGAGGAUGUGAACAAGCAGCUCUCGUCACUGCCCAAGGCGAACGCGCAGCUGUUCGAUGAAGCUGCUCAGGCCAUGAUUGAACAACAAGGACCGGGUGUGCUGAGCGCUGCGCUCGCGCUGCUGUGCGGCUUCGACUCGAAGAAGCUGACGUCGCUUUCCAUGCUGACGGGCCGCCACCGUAUGCAGACUGUAGAGGUGGAGGGCGUGCAGAACGCGCGUGAUCUUAACCGUCUACUAGCGUCAUUCAUGGACGACCGUGUGGACAUCCACCCUGUGGAAGGAGGCAAGCUGGUGUUUGACAUCCCGCAGGGCAAGAUAGAGGCGCUACAGGCCCAUUUGACCGCUUCGUCGCCCGAUGAGGAAGUAUCGGUGACGACCGCUGUGGAAUUCCCGCGUCUGGUCGUCGACAGAGCCGGCCGCAACAACAACAACUUCGGUGGCCGCUUUGGCCAACGUGGCGGCCGCAACAACUCGCGCGGCUUCUCGAACAACCGCUUCGGCAACAACAGACGCGAAGGUGGCAACAACCGCUUCGGAGGUAACAAGGGCGACAACAACUGGAAACGCAACGACCGCGACGGCGGCAACCGGCGCAACGGCGGCCGCGACUUUGACUCGUCCUUCUCCAAGGGCCGCUCCUCGAACCGCAACAACUUCGGCCGCUUCACCGACGGAUGGUAA
Phytophthora infestans T30-4 is the source of this 2001-nucleotide messenger RNA. RefSeq names its product DEAD/DEAH box RNA helicase, putative. The record is from RefSeq and is a predicted model, not a curated record. NCBI's taxonomy places the organism in Eukaryota, Oomycota, Peronosporomycetes, Peronosporales, Peronosporaceae. The transcript has 2 exons. Gene Ontology annotation, molecular function: ATP binding; nucleic acid binding. The coding region runs from base 1 to 2001 and encodes 666 amino acids.